This is a messenger RNA of Glycine soja, 819 nucleotides long. RefSeq lists its product as uncharacterized. Bases 1 to 819 code for a protein of 272 amino acids. The transcript has 2 exons. Lineage: Eukaryota; Viridiplantae; Streptophyta; Magnoliopsida; Fabales; Fabaceae. The record is from RefSeq and is a predicted model, not a curated record.
AUGUGCUCACCCAGCGCGUUGCUAGCUCGCCUAGCUGAGUUUGUUGAGGAAGAAAAGAAGACAAAGAGUGAGUUGUCCAGAGAAAAGAAGAAGGAGGUUGUCCUAUAUACAGGGAAGGAAGCACCAUACCCUUUGGUUCCGUCCAAGAAAGACAAGGAACGACACUUUGCUUGUUUCCUUGAUAUCUUCAAGAGAUUGGAGAUAAUUAUCCCCUUUGGAGAAGCCUUGCAACAAAUGCCACUCUACUCCAAGUUUCUUAAAGAUCUGUUGACCAAGAAGGGCAAAUAUAUCCACAGUGAUAAUAUUGUGGUGGAGGGAAAUUGCAGUGUUGUUAUCCAAAGAAUCCUUCCACCUAAAUACAAGGAUCCAGGGAGUGUUACAAUCCCUUGCUUUAUUGGUGCCGUGUCAGUUGGAAAAGCUCUCAUUGACUUGGGGGCCAGCAUUAAUUUGAUGCCUUUCUCCAUGUGCAGAAGGAUUAGUGAGCUGAAAAUCAUGCCAACAAGGAUGACAUUGCAACUGGCAGAUCGGUCUAUUACAAGACCUUAUGGCAUGGUAGAAGACGUUUUGGUCAAAGUGUGGCAGUUUACUUUCCCUGCAGAUUUUGUAAUCAUGGACAUUGAGGAGGAUGCUGAAAUCCCACUGAUUUUGGCCCGUCCCUUCAUGUUAACUACAAAUUGUGUGGUGGAUAUAGAGAAAGGUAAUCUUGAAAUGGGUGUAGAUGACCAGAAAGUCACAUUUGAUUUGUUUGAUGCAGCAAAGCAGUCACUUGACCAGAAUGUGUGUUCUAAGAUGGACGAAAUUAAGAAUGAGAUGGCUUAG